This is a messenger RNA of Abrus precatorius (Indian licorice), 576 nucleotides long. RefSeq lists its product as uncharacterized. Lineage: Eukaryota; Viridiplantae; Streptophyta; Magnoliopsida; Fabales; Fabaceae. The coding region runs from base 1 to 576 and encodes 191 amino acids. The record is from RefSeq and is a predicted model, not a curated record. The transcript has a single exon.
AUGCCCAAUCCAAAACAAGAAAAACAAUUCGAGAGGUUUCUAGAUGUCUUCAAGAAACUUCAAAUAAAUAUUCCUUUUGCUAAAGCACUUGAGCAAAUGCCUUCCUAUGCCAAAUUCAUGAAUGAGCUGUUAUCUAAGAAAAGAAAGCUUGAUAAAAUAGUCCCUUUGAUUGAAGAAUGCAAUGCUAUUCUACAAGGGAAGCUCCCUAAAACAUUAAAAGAUCCAGGUUCUUUUAGCAUUCCAUGUUAUAUUGGAAAUUGCAUCGUGGGGAAAGCUUUAUGUGUUCUUGGGGCCAGCAUUAAUCUCAUGCUUCUUGCUAUCAUGAAGAGACUUGGAAUAGAAGAAGUCAAGCGUACUAGCAUAACUUUACAACUUGCGGACAGAUCUUACACAUAUCCUUAUGGUGUUGUAGAGGAUUUGCUAGUUAUGAUUGACAAAUUUGUUUUUCCUGCAGAUUUUGUAAUUUUGGACAUGGAAGUGGAUGCCAACAUUCCUUUAAUUUUGGGCAGACCAUUCUUAGCUACAAGAAGAGCUUUAACUGAUAUUCAGAAGAGAGAACUUAUGUUGAGAGUGUAG